CGGAAUUGAGCUCUGCUGCCAGCACAGGCAUGCCACUUGUCGUGGCAGCAUGAUGAUGCCCAUCUGCAGCUGCUGCAACUUGGGGCCCCACAGGCAGCCCACCAGCGCUUGGUUGAAGUAAGGCAUCUUGAACAAUGCCAAUGAGUCUUGUGCUGACGCUCUGGACGAUAGCGUCUUGCAAGCACACAUCAGGGACAAUGUCAGCAUGCAGACUGCUACGAGUAGAGCUUGGGGCAUGUGCUGCGGCACUUGCCAGUGGAAGUGUGCCAUCGGUUGGUUGGUAUGGGUACUUGGUAUCAAUUGAAUCAGCCUGCAGUAGAAAUGCGGCAAUCUCAGCUGCAGUGCGUGAGUCUUUUGACCGGCUGACACUUGCAGGUGUGCUGUCAGAAGCAGUCACACCGAAUAGCUGAGCGCGAUGUAGAGAGU
Messenger RNA from Suillus clintonianus, 426 nucleotides. RefSeq lists its product as uncharacterized. Lineage: Eukaryota; Fungi; Basidiomycota; Agaricomycetes; Boletales; Suillaceae. The record is from RefSeq and is a predicted model, not a curated record. The transcript is spliced from 3 exons. Bases 135 to 410 code for a protein of 91 amino acids.